Helianthus annuus (common sunflower) is the source of this 675-nucleotide messenger RNA. RefSeq names its product transcription factor MYB53. The record is from RefSeq and is a predicted model, not a curated record. NCBI's taxonomy places the organism in Eukaryota, Viridiplantae, Streptophyta, Magnoliopsida, Asterales, Asteraceae. The transcript has 3 exons. The coding region runs from base 1 to 675 and encodes 224 amino acids.
AUGAGGACCCCAAAUAGUGACAUGGACACAGGUUUAAGGAAAGGAAAAUGGAGCCAUGAAGAAGAUCAGAUGCUUAUUGCUUAUAUCAGUAGAUAUGGCAUUUGGAACUGGUCCCAAAUGCCAAGAUUUGCUGGUUUGUCGAGAUCUGGGAAGAGUUGUAGACUCCGUUGGAUGAAUUAUCUGAAACCCAACAUAAAGAGAGGAAACUUUUCAAACGAAGAAGAUGAAAUCAUACUCCAUUCGCAUUCGGUUCUUGGCAAUAAGUGGUCUGCAAUUGCAUCAAAACUUCCUGGAAGGACUGAUAGUGAAGUAAAAAACUAUUGGCAUGCUCAUCUAAAGAAACGUGUUAGUCGUUACAACAAGAAUCCCGAAACACACGAGCAAAAUGGCGAGAGUGAGUUCGGGUGCAAUAACAUGGACGAAAUGGAACAGCCUGUUAAUCAUUUGAAUAAAGUUUUAGAGUCUUGCUUGACUUAUGAAGAUGAUAGUUUUCCAUCUAGCACCAGUACUAUAACUUCCAAAGAUCAAGAAGUAGACUUUAGAUAUGAUUAUUAUGACACAAGCUCACCAGGAACCAUUGAUGAUCUUCAAUCUUUCUGGCAACAGCUUUCCCCGUUUGAAAACUUGGAGCUUGGAAACACUCACCUGAACAUGUUUUCUAAUGACUUCUUUUAA